AUAUUUAAUUUUUAUCAUCUUUUCAUAAGUCAGCGCCGGCUGCAUCAGUGGCUGUCUGAUUUCCUCCGCCGUAGCAAUCAUCCAAGUCAAGGUGCAUGCUUGCUUUAUAUACAUACAUAUAUUUCGGAGGAAUUAAUUCACUAGAUGGCCGACGAUGGAUGGGAUUUGCAUGCGGUGGUUAGAAGUUGUACGGCCUCUGCUUCUGCCGCUGAUAACACUCCGGCAGCCAUGGAGGACGUCGGUGCUCAGUCGUUAGCGGCUACUGCUGCCGUCACCUCGAUUUCAUUUGAGGAUGGACGAUCUGCUUAUGAACAAACUAAUUUUAUUUCAUUUUCCAUGACACCUGUGGAUUCUGCUAGAAAAAGGAAAAGUAAAAAUAAUAAAAGGAUAGUCGAGAUGAGGGAAGAGGAAUUGAGCAAUGAUGGAUGGGCAUGGAGGAAAUAUGGUCAAAAGCCUAUCAAAGGCUCCCCUUAUCCGAGAAAUUAUUACAGGUGUAGCACAACAAAAGACUGCUCGGCAAGGAAGCAAGUGGAGCGGAGCCCCGUCAACCCAUCCAGUUUUAUUGUUUCAUACUCUGGUGAUCAUCUGCACCCGCGACCCACUCACCUCAGCUCACUCGCCGGCACCACCAAGACCACCAAAGUCGUUGUGGGGGUUACCGAUUUGCCCGAACAGCCUCCGUGCUCGUCUUCUUCUCCGGCCUCUACCUCUAGCUUUUCUCCAGCGACAUCGUUAAAGGAAGAUGAAACUGAAAAGAACCAUGAAGAUAUUCAAGAAGUCAAUUUUUGGUGACUUGAUGUCGGAUAUUAAUACUUAGCAUAAUUACAUGGUCUACACUUUACGCUUAGAUAAAAUGUACCGUAGAUUAAAAUAAACAUCAG
Molecule: messenger RNA, 881 nt
Organism: Helianthus annuus (common sunflower)
Lineage: Eukaryota; Viridiplantae; Streptophyta; Magnoliopsida; Asterales; Asteraceae
Product: probable WRKY transcription factor 27
Exons: 3
Coding region: 145-792 (215 amino acids)
Biological process (GO): regulation of DNA-templated transcription
Cellular component (GO): nucleus
Molecular function (GO): DNA-binding transcription factor activity; transcription cis-regulatory region binding
Source: RefSeq, a predicted model, not a curated record